Molecule: messenger RNA, 4752 nt
Organism: Catharus ustulatus (Swainson's thrush)
Lineage: Eukaryota; Metazoa; Chordata; Aves; Passeriformes; Turdidae
Gene: MYO3B
Product: myosin IIIB
Exons: 39
Coding region: 281-4336 (1351 amino acids)
Biological process (GO): protein phosphorylation
Cellular component (GO): myosin complex
Molecular function (GO): protein binding; cytoskeletal motor activity; ATP binding
Source: RefSeq, a predicted model, not a curated record
UGCCGCCCCCGCGCUCGGCCCCGCCGGGCCAGGGGCCGCUGGCCCAGCUGCUCAGCCGUGCCGAGACAGAGCGAGCGCUGUCCCUCAGGUAAGGAACGCUCAGGAAAAAAAAAUCUCCAUGAUUAAAAAUGGCAGAAGAUACUACAAGGCAAGAAGUAAGUAGGCGUGACACGGAAUUCACGCCCAUCGGGACAAGGCUAUGAAUAACUGAAGAAAAGUUUCUGUUUAUUGCUCAGAGGCAGUACCUUUUGCUGAGUUGAGCAUAUGGCUGACAGGAGCUAUGUCAGAUGAGAACACAGAAAGUCCUGAAGCAAACUGUAUUAGGAGGCCAUUGUAUGGAUUGUUUCAGUAUAAUUCCAGUAUGAUUGGACUAGAAUCAUUAGCUGAUCCCUCAGAUACCUGGGAAAUUAUAGAGACUAUUGGGAAAGGCACUUAUGGUAAAGUCUAUAAGGUUGCUAAUAAGAAAGAUGGAAGCUUGGCAGCAGUAAAGAUUCUGGAUCCUGUCAGUGAUGUAGAUGAAGAAAUUGAAGCUGAAUAUAAUAUUUUGCAGUUUCUUCCCAAUCAUCCUAAUGUUGUUAGAUUUUAUGGGAUGUUUUACAAAGCAGAUCAAUAUGUGGGAGGACAGCUCUGGCUAGUACUUGAGCUGUGCAACGGAGGUUCUGUCACAGAGCUUGUCAAAGGCCUGCUGAAGUGCGGCCGAAGGCUGGAUGAAGCUAUAAUCUCAUACAUUUUAUAUGGUGCUCUCCUGGGCCUUCAGCAUUUACACAAUAACCGGAUCAUUCAUCGUGAUGUGAAAGGGAACAACAUUCUCCUGACAACAGAAGGUGGAGUCAAGCUCGUUGACUUUGGUGUUUCAGCCCAGCUCACCAGCACACGGCUGCGUAGAAACACCUCAGUGGGAACACCCUUCUGGAUGGCUCCUGAGGUCAUUGCUUGUGAGCAGCAGUAUGACUACUCCUAUGAUGCUCGAUGUGACGUAUGGUCCUUGGGAAUAACAGCUAUUGAACUGGGGGAUGGAGACCCUCCUUUAUUUGACAUGCAUCCGGUGAAAACCCUUUUUAAAAUUCCAAGAAACCCUCCACCUACUUUGCUACAUCCUGAAAAAUGGUGCAGAGGAUUCAACCAUUUCAUUUCACAGUGUCUAAUCAAAGAUUUUGAAAAGCGUCCUUCAGUCACCCAUCUUUUGGAGCAUCCGUUUAUUAAACAAGUGCAUGGUAAAGAUAUGUCUUUGCAAAAACAGCUGGCUGAGCUCAUUCAAGAACAGCAGCAGCUAGGCUCCAUAGCCAAAACAAGGUACUGUACAAGGCAUGAACGAAUACAUACCAGAAGACCUUACCAUGUGGACAGAGCUGACAAGUACUCUCUAGAUGAUGAUCUGGUAAAUCUAGAAGUUCUCAAUGAGGAUACAAUUAUCCAACAGCUGCAAAAACGUUAUGCUGACUUACAGAUUUAUACUUAUGUUGGAGACAUUUUAAUAGCCUUGAACCCCUUCCAGAAUCUCAGCAUUUAUUCUCCCCAGUUCUCCAGGCUUUACCAUGGUGUGAAGCGUUCAUCAAAUCCCCCCCACAUAUUUGCCUCUGCAGAUGCUGCCUACCAAAGCAUGGUUACAUUCAGCAAGGAUCAAUGCAUUAUCAUCAGUGGAGAAAGUGGUGCUGGAAAGACAGAAAGUGCUCAUCUGAUCGUCCAACAUUUGACCUUCUUGGGAAAGGCAAAUAACCGUGCUUUGCGUGAGAAAAUUCUUCAGGUGAAUCCUCUGGUUGAAGCAUUUGGAAAUGCCUGCACUGCCAUCAAUGACAACUCAAGUCGCUUUGGAAAAUACCUGGAAAUGAUGUUUACACCUACAGGAGCUGUAAUGGGGGCAAAGAUUUCUGAAUAUCUACUUGAAAAAUCAAGGGUCGUAAAACAGGCUGUGGGAGAAAAAAAUUUCCAUAUAUUUUAUUAUAUUUAUGCUGGCCUUUAUCAUCAGAAGAAACUUUCUGAAUAUAGACUUCCUGAUAAAAAGCCUCCUAGAUAUAUUGAUAAUGAAACUGGAAGAGUAAUGCAUGAUAUUGUUACUAAAGAUUCCUAUGGAAGACAAUUUGAAGCAAUUCAGCAUUGUUUUAGAAUUAUAGGAUUUACUGAUGAGGAAGUGUACUCAGUGUACAGAAUACUGACUGGAAUCUUAAAUACUGGAAAUAUUGAGUUUGCUGCUAUUUCUUCGCAACACCAAACAGAUAAAAGUGAGGUUCCUAACCCAGAAGCCUUAGAUAACGCUGCUGCACUACUAAGCAUUGGGUCAGAAGAACUCCAAGAGGCCCUAACCUCCCACUGCGUUGUAACACGGGGGGAGACUAUUAUCCGAACGAACACGGUGGACAAAGCAGCGGAUGUGCGAGAUGCCAUGUCCAAAGCGCUUUAUAGCCGGCUCUUCAGCUGGAUUGUAAAUCGUAUUAAUACGCUGCUUCAACCAGAUAAAAAUAUAUGCAGUGCUGAAAAUGGGAUGAAUGUUGGGAUACUAGACAUAUUUGGAUUUGAGAACUUCACAAGAAAUUCUUUUGAACAGCUGUGCAUAAAUAUUGCUAAUGAACAGAUCCAGUUUUAUUUCAAUCAACAUAUCUUUGCACUGGAGCAGAUGGAGUAUCAGAGUGAGGGAAUUGAUGCCACUGCAGUGGAGUAUGAGGACAACCGUCCACUUCUAGAUAUGUUCCUUCAGAAACCCAUGGGUCUCCUGUCUCUGCUGGAUGAAGAAAGUCGAUUUCCUCAGGCAACAGACCUAACUUUAGUUGAUAAAUUUGAAGAUAACUUAAGAUGCAAAUACUUUUGGAGACCAAAAGGAGUGGAACUGUCAUUUGGUAUUCAGCACUAUGCUGGAAAGGUGUUAUAUGAUGCCUCUGCCUUCCUUGAGAAGAAUAGAGACACUCUUCCUGCUGACGUAGUGGUGGUGUUGCGAACUUCAGAGAACAAACUUCUUCAGCAGCUGUUCUCCAGCCCAUUAACAAAAACAGGGAAUUUGGCACAAGCAAGAGCCAGAGUGACAGCAGCAUCUCGGUCUUUGCCUCCGCAGCUCAGUGCUGGGCGUAUCAAGUCUCCUAAAUACCUCCUGAAGGUUGACACAAUGGAGGUUAUGCGGCAUCCUGAGGAAACAACUAAUAUGAAGCGGCAAACUAUGGCUUCCUAUUUUAGGUAUUCCCUCAUGGAUCUUUUAUCCAAAAUGGUUGUUGGACAGCCUCACUUUAUCCGCUGCAUUAAACCUAACGAUGAUCGAGAAGCACUGAUGUUUUCUCAUGAGAGAGUUCUGCUGCAGCUACGAUACACUGGAAUUCUGGAAACUGUCAAAAUACGUCAAAAAGGGUAUUCUCAUCGGAUCCUCUUUGAAGAGUUUGUAAAAAGGUAUUACUACCUUGCGUUCAAGGCACAUGAGACUCCCCUUGGUAGCAGAGAAAACUGUCUUGCCAUUUUGGAGAAAUCUAAACUAGACAACUGGAUUCUUGGAAAAACCAAGGUUUUCCUAAAGUAUUACCAUAUAGAGCAGUUAAAUUUGUUCCUGCGAGAAGUUAUAGGGAGAGUUGUGGUCAUGCAAGCCUAUAUCAAGGGAUGGCUCGGAGCAAGGAGGUACAAGAAAGUCAAAGAUAAAAGAGAAAAUAGUGCUAUUACUAUACAGUCAGCCUGGAGAGGAUAUGAAGCUCGCAGGAAGUACAAGGAAAUAAGGAACAGAAGAACUGAUGCUGCUAUACACAUUCAGGCAGCCUUUAGGGGAUAUAUUGUUCGUAAAAACUACACAAGAUUGAAAUACAGCACUGAGUGUGUAGCAGAUCCUCAGCUUACAAGCAGCUGCUCUACUUCAGAUUUUGGCUGUGAAGAAGACUGGCAGCAAACCAGUAACCAGUCUUCUCCCAUGGUGCCUGAUUUUCUCGACAAACAAACUGAAAAGAAUAAUUUGGAUGAGAUUUCUGCUUCUCCAUUUAUUCUAAAACAUUCGUUUGAAACGAAUGAUUCAAAAUUAAUUAACCAAUCCCAGACAGUUGCAGACCAUCGGUUGUCAAGUCUCUUGUCAUCCCAUGAAAAAGGAGGUUCAGAAAACUGUCUUGAACAGAAGCUGAGAACACCUCGUCGACGAUGUCAGCAGCCCAAAAUGCUGAAUAGCCCUGAGGAUAACAUGUACUAUAACCAGUUAAAUGGAACUCUAGAAUAUCAAGGGAGCAAGAGGAAGCCAAGAAAACUUGGCCAAAUCAAAGUACUGGAUGGAGAGGAUGAGUAUUACGAAUCGUUGUCAGCUGUUGAAUCUACCCCUGAAGAUGACAGUUUUCUCAGUUCUCCAUCUCCUCCUUCAAGAGAUGUGUCUUUUGCUCAAAGCUGAACCUCAUUCAUUCUAUUGACUAAUACUGACAGGAGGAAGAGUCACAAAAGACCAGCCAAGGAUGGAGCAGAAGAUGAAUACAUUAAGAUAUUUAAAACUUUGACAACAGGUUUGUGAAGCAUAAAACUUUGUGAGGCAUAAAACUUGUUCGAUUUCUCAUAAAGGGCAGGUCAGCUUUCAGAAGUUUGGGAAAUCCUCUAUUAAUCUUUGUCAAAUCCACACCUACACUGGGAAAUUUUGAGGCAAGCCUUUAAAUCCUAAAUAUGCCUUAACAUGUGUCAAUCUUGUCUAGGAUUUUGUGUUUUUCCCUAAAGCACAGGAAAAAAAGCAGGAGAUAUCAUAGCAGUUUUUAAUGUUUUUUAUUUUCAUCUAUUGAUGUUGAAAUUACACUGUGUGAACUGAUGAUUCCUGUUAUU